AUGCCCAAGGACAAUAUGGCAUUUCUUCCCAUCGUAUUCGCCACUGCGAUUUUCAACUUUGCUCUGACUUGCCCGCCGACGGCUCCUCCCACCGCUGCCCCAAGCCCCGCCGCAAACUCUAGCGGCAAGCGCUCAGUUGAUCACAUCGAGGUAACCGUGGUCAGCAAUCAGAAAUUUGAUCCCGCUAUGAAUGACUCACACAUGGAGGUUUUCAAAACCUUGUUGCAAGAUUACAUGAAAGGCAAAGGAGCAUACUAUGACAAAGACAUGAUGCAGCAGAAGAUAAUGAAUGUAGAUGGUAACUUUGCCGUUCUUUACAGUCUACUGGGUUACGACUGCGAUACGGUGAACAAUUUCUUGCACGAUGCCAAGAGCAGCGCUAACUUCAUCAAGGACAUCAAAGUCAAGUGUGGUGGAAGACCGGCAUUUAGUAUCGCUUGAUCAUUUUCGAGUCAAUAAAUCAAUCGCAUGCAAAAAA
Messenger RNA from Cylicocyclus nassatus, 478 nucleotides. NCBI's taxonomy places the organism in Eukaryota, Metazoa, Nematoda, Chromadorea, Rhabditida, Strongylidae. The record is from the annotation of a GenBank genome assembly.